AUGAAUCGACUCUUUACAAGAUGUUCUCGGCUCAGAUGGGCAUCUACUAGUCUAUCGUUUGGGUAUUCCUUGCCUUUAUCCAGACUGCUGUCCUCCAGCAGUCGGAUCUCAUCGCAGAUUCCAUCACAGAUCCCACCACAGAUCCCACCGCAGACUCCAUCACAGAUUCAGUCCAAACUGGACCAGACCAGCAUUCCUACUCCAGUGAAGCUGAUUAGCAUUGCAUCUUUGAUACCUUUUAUCGGUACUGCUGCUGGUGCUGUUUACAUGCCUGAAGCAGUCAUGCUCAUCUCUGAAACUCAAGCCAUUUAUGGAUGUGUAGUCAUGUCGUUUGCUGGAGCCAUACAUUGGGGUCUAGCCAUGUCUUCAUUCGGAGCUCCAUCAACAGCAUCUAGAUACGUUUUAAGCGUUCUUCCUGCAGCAUGGGCGUUUGCAACUGUCGCAUUGGUACCUCAUAUUCCUGUUCGUCUUAUCUUUGAAGCGGCUGGGUUUGCUGUCAUGCUCAUUGGAGAUCUAAUGGCACAUAAAAAGAAACUAUGUCCUUCUUGGUACUUGGGUCUACGAUUCUGGAUGAGCAGUAUAGCCAUUGCCUGUUUGGGAACAAAUAUAUAUAUUGCUUGGUGA
This is a messenger RNA of Batrachochytrium dendrobatidis JAM81, 624 nucleotides long. RefSeq lists its product as uncharacterized. The coding region runs from base 1 to 624 and encodes 207 amino acids. NCBI's taxonomy places the organism in Eukaryota, Fungi, Chytridiomycota, Chytridiomycetes, Rhizophydiales. The record is from RefSeq and is a predicted model, not a curated record. The transcript is spliced from 3 exons.